Molecule: messenger RNA, 551 nt
Organism: Sorghum bicolor (sorghum)
Lineage: Eukaryota; Viridiplantae; Streptophyta; Magnoliopsida; Poales; Poaceae
Product: profilin-2
Exons: 2
Coding region: 1-258 (85 amino acids)
Cellular component (GO): cell cortex
Molecular function (GO): actin monomer binding
Source: RefSeq, a predicted model, not a curated record
AUGACCAACAUCAUGAAGGAUUUCGAUGAGCCGGGGCACCUCGCGCCGACAGGCCUGUUUCUUGGAGCCACGAAGUACAUGGUCAUCCAAGGUGAACCCGGCGCUGUCAUUCGUGGCAAGAAGGGAUCAGGAGGCAUCACUGUGAAGAAGACAGGGCAGGCACUCAUCAUUGGCAUCUACGACGAGCCGAUGACUCCCGGGCAGUGCAACAUGGUGGUGGAAAGGCUGGGCGACUACCUGGUUGAACAGGGCAUGUAGCCUUCCUGGAUGUCGAUAUAUGGCUUGGCUCAGUUCAGAUUUCUUUCAAUAACAAAGCCAACAAGACCUUUGCAUGUUUCCCUGUUUGCUUGCAUUGGCUCUUCUUCUCCACCGCCACAAGAUGAAGAUAGUAGCUGCUCCGCUGGAAGUUUUCAGUUCUGGCUCACUCGCUGUAGUUUACAUUCUUGGGUUGCUUCGAUCAUUUGGCUGUAGCGUGAAUCGCAUGGAGGAAUGCCCUAAUCACUAAGCAAGUACUCAUAUAUAUAUAUAUAUAUAUUUUUUUUUUCUGCAGA